ACCGACUACCGGACACUCCGCCUUUCUGCCCCCGGUAAUAGUGCUUCCGUUGUCGAAUUCCAAGGUCCGCCACUCACCGGUAUCCUGCGCUGAACCCUGGAGCUCUUUGAACUUUCUGUCUGGAGAAUCGAUUGAACAGAAAACAAAGGAAACGAUGAACGGACGUGAGCUCGGAGCCAGUGAAAGCUGAGGACGGAUAUUUACCACUUUUUUUUGUGUGUGUGUGUGUGUGCGCUUUGGGAACGGGUUGCCAUUUUUUGUGAACAGCUGUGAAACUUUCUGCGGUCCGACGGGAGAAAAGAAAGAAAAGUGACUCGUCAGCGCAACAUUGCGCCUGAGUCACCGACUAUUUCAACACCCUUACAGCGCAGAGGGAUUGAUGACUUCUUUCUCUGUCUCUCACAUUAAGUUCCGCUUUAAAGUUGUUGACUCACUGGCAGACACUCAUUCACCCAGACAGCCUAGCUGGAGCCGCCCGCCUGCCUUGCAUGUCUGCCGGGCCCCGCGGCUGAACCGCACCGCCGUGCGCCGUGCGCACCUUUGUCAGGUGAAAGGCGUGUAGCUGAGCGGGUGGUGCUUCACCUGAGUGAGUGGCGGUAGUAAGCUGAGAUCAGUUUAGGAACUGAUCUUCACAUGAAACAGAGACACCGGUAAACAGUGAUCUGUUUACUGCAGCUCAGCAGGACGCAUUAUGGACCGGACUGACAGUUUGGAGGUUUAACGGACCAGUGGGUCAAAGUGGUGCUUGUAUUAAACUAUUUAUUGACCGGUGGAUAUAUAUAUUAAUAUUUAUCAAGAUCAUGGCGUUGUCUCAGAUUCAGUGUCUGGAUGAUCACCACGUCAACUGGCGUGUGAGCGAGAGCAAACCGGAGUUUUUCUACAGUGAGGACCAAAGGCUCGCGGUGGAAGCGCUCAUCAACAAGGGCCGCGAUGCGUUCACGGACUACAUCCACAAGCACGGCGUCCGGGAGUUCCUCUCGGAGCCGGAGCUGGAGAAGAUCGCACACAGAGCUGAGGCCUACCGACCCGGACACGAGCAGCAUCAUCAUCAGAAGACUGAGACGCCAGGCCCCGGGAACCUAACCCCUGGUUCAGGGGUAGAAGGAGAAGAUGGGAAUGUGUCGCUCCAGUACUGGCCAGACCGGUCUGAAGCCUCAGUGGCGGAGCUGGAUCUCGGGUGGCCCGAUGCCAUUUCAUAUCGGGGGGUCACACGGGUGACCGUGCACACCCAACCUCCAGCCGACGGGCACACGCAUAUCAAGGAGGUGGUGCGCAAGAGCAUUGCAUCAGCUCAGAAGGUAAUAGCUGUGGUUAUGGACGUGUUUACAGAUGUAGAUAUUUUUCGAGACCUGCUGGACGCAGCGUACAAACGCAGAGUUCCUGUAUACAUAAUGAUCGACAUGGCCGCAGUCCCCUGCUUUCUUUCCAUGUGUGGCAGAGCUGAUAUGCACCGCGGACACCUAAAGAAUCUGCGUGUACGCUGCUGUGGAGGUGUGGAGUUUUUCACUCGGUCUGCACAGAAAGUGCGCGGAUCACUGAGCCAGAAGUUCCUCCUGGUUGAUGGAGACAGAGCGAUCUCUGGUUCAUACAGUUUCACCUGGUCCUCGUCUCGUUUGGAUCGUAACCUCAUCACUGUGAUCACAGGACAGGCAGUGGAGACCUUUGACCUGCAGUUUCGUGAGCUUUACCUCCUGUCCAGAAGUGUGUCGCUGAACAAGGUUCCUAUGGAUGAUGAACCAAUCCCUGACCCGCUCCCUCAGGCGGCUCCCGCUCCGGUGUCAGCUGCCAUUGCUAGGAAGCUCAUCAAUCCCAAAUAUGCCCUUGUUGCCACGGGAACACACACAAGUCCUGCUUCUUCUGACCAAAAUUCAAGCAACAAGAAUUCCCAGAAUCCCACUGGGCUAAAAAUAACGAAAGGACGUCUGAGGAACGUUAUUGAAGAGCGACCUUUACAUCCAGGAUUAGCGCAUCUGGAGAAAGCGUACCUGAUCCCGUACCUGCCCACCUGGCCUGAGCCAGACCCACCAAGCGACGUGAUUGGCUUUAUCAACAUCAGGGAUGACAAGAGAGCCAAUCAGGUUCACUUACAGAGGUCAGAGAGGUUUGAGGUCAGCCAGGCUAUACGCUUCAGCUCACCACUGACACUGCCAGCACAGACCGAGGCACCUGCUUCAGAUCAGGAUGCAAAGCCUGCGGCAGCAGCAGAAAAUCCUUCUGGAAAUACAAAUACAACCACCUCUACUCCUGUCAGUCCAAACAAGAAACAGGCCAAACAGCAAACACACAGACCUCAGAAUAAAGACCAGACUGAUGCAGCAGACUGCAGAGGGCCUCCUCAGCAGCCAAACACACCUUUAACACAAGACACAAACACACACAGUCCUACAUCACCAUCCAAUGUUACUGCUGAUUCACAGCCAACAGACAAUGCUAAACAAACUCCAGAGCCUCCACAAACUGUAGCACCACCUGUUCCUAAACGCCGCACACUGCAGUUAAUCAUAGACCCCGCUGCCUCAGAGCAGCCUGGCCAACCACAGGUCACUCUGAUGAAAAUGGACCAGUCAGAAAGUCUCGAUGGCUUUAGCGAAAAGAAACCCCUGGAGGAGCUCACGCCAAGCCGUAGCCCCCUGACAUCAAAGGAUGACGGAAGGGACUCUGGCAGCAACGAGGGCGGCAGCCAAGACAGCACCAAGGUCAUAUGUGACCGAGGAACCAAUGAUGACCCGUCGAGCACCUCCACAGUGUCAGAAGAGGAGUUUUACGAUUGUAAAGAGCCAAGAGACAUUUUGACCAACGGAGUGACGACAGGGUCAGGUCGUGGAAAUCGCCAUGGAGACGGGGUCAACAUGAUGGCCCGCCUAUCCCAGAGCAUGCUGGAUCUGCGUGAGCCCAGCCAGUCAGAGGACAGCGCCAGCCUCAUCCGCCAAUCACAGCAGCUCCGCAGACAAUUGCACGCCUCACCUCAUAGGCACAUAGGACAGUUGUUCCAGACCUCAAGAUCUCCAGGUCGUGAUGCACGUAAUAAAGGAGCUAAAGUAGUCAUUGCCAAACCAGGAAGUUAUCACCGCCCCACCCGAGCAUCUGGUCCUGUGAUUGGAGGACACCGUUACUGGCAGGGUCAAACACUGCAGCCUGAUUCAGUAGCUGAGACGCGCUCUGGUCGGUCGCCACGACGCCACAGUCCAAACUACAGAAAGACUGAGUACAUGUCGUCACAGCAGCCAGCCGGCCCUUCAGGGUUAUUAGGAGUAUCAUUCUCAAAACUGAGCAAUUUAAAACACUUAAGGGCGCGAGGUGACACGGCGCAGAAGAAGGCGUCUCAAAAUAACAAGGCUACUAGGUAGAAGGUUGAUACUUUGCGCUAAGAAAUAGGUGACUCUUCAGCAUGGAAUCUUCUCUAUCUAUGGCAUGCAUGAACUAUGUAACUGGGAUUUAUGACUUUGUCAGCAAGUGUUGGCAGUUUGAUUUGAUGAUCUGUUUUAAGAGGGUAUGUCCGUAAAUGAAUUGCAUCACCUUCCAAUCCGACGCUUUGUGGUUUAAAGCUUAUGAUUGGAUGGUUUCAGUAGUAUCUUGCUGAUGAAUUUUAGAAGCAGAUACUGAUAUCUGGAAAGAGCUUAACUGAAAAAAGAUAUCAGCUGAUAUUUGAAUGUAUACAAACUUAUGCAUACGUUUAGCUUUUCUACCAAAGGCAGGUUAUUCUGUAGAUGAUACAAAUUUGGUCAACUGUUCAGUCGGCUAGCGCUUCAGUAUUGUGAACAAUCUUUUGAACAAAUGUUUCUAAAUUACCUCUGCUUAACUUUUUCAGAAUUUUGUACUGUAAUGUUGAUUUUCCGUAUGUAUAACCUACAUAGAUGUGACGUAUCUGUGAAAUGCACGAUCAGCCGAUUACGUCUCCCCGCUGAUAUAAUAAUCAGGUUUUCAGGUGUUGAUACCACUGUGAUUGGUUACUGUGGGUGCUGAAGGGUAGGGAUAUUGUGUUGAAUGCUUUCACAGAUUUACUGGAUUACCUGUGCAGGUGUAGAGAACUCAAAGAGUAUAUAUGUGUAAUUUUAAAUACUGAUGUGGGACCAAAAGGGAAUGCUGUAAAUAAAAUUAAAAAAACAGAUUA
Molecule: messenger RNA, 4111 nt
Organism: Larimichthys crocea (large yellow croaker)
Lineage: Eukaryota; Metazoa; Chordata; Actinopteri; Sciaenidae
Gene: sack1gb
Product: family with sequence similarity 83 member Gb
Exons: 5
Coding region: 801-3347 (848 amino acids)
Biological process (GO): signal transduction
Molecular function (GO): protein kinase binding
Source: RefSeq, a predicted model, not a curated record